Molecule: messenger RNA, 2420 nt
Organism: Medicago truncatula (barrel medic)
Lineage: Eukaryota; Viridiplantae; Streptophyta; Magnoliopsida; Fabales; Fabaceae
Product: ABC transporter G family member 25
Exons: 3
Coding region: 177-2186 (669 amino acids)
Biological process (GO): transmembrane transport
Cellular component (GO): plasma membrane
Molecular function (GO): ATP hydrolysis activity; ABC-type transporter activity; ATP binding
Source: RefSeq, a predicted model, not a curated record
CCUUGUUCCUCUCACUUCAUUCAUUCACUACUCACACUUCUUCCUCUCUUUGCCAUACCCUUCAAACUCACUCACCAUCAUUUCUUCCAUCCUUUCCAAACUAUAUAUCUUCUCUUUUUGUCCUCAAAUAACUUGUGAGACAAAACAAACAUACAAACAACGUAACAAAAGUAAUAAUGCCAACAACAAAAGAAGCAUUUGGUGGUGUAGAAUCUCCAAACGUAGACUCUUCCAACACUCAUACCCCUCCCAAACAUAGCUCCCGAGAAUCAUGUGACCUUCCUACUUUACUCUCUUCUUCUUACCCAAUCACUCUUAAGUUCAUGGACGUGGGAUACCGAAUUAAGAUAGAGAACAAAUCAGCAAAAGGAGGGUGCAUCAAGAAACUAUUUACACCACUCGAAUCAUCACCGUCAGAUCAAAGAUCAACACAAGAGCGAAUCAUUCUUAACAACGUAACAGGAAUAGCUUACCCAGGAGAGAUCCUAGCCAUCCUAGGCCCAUCUGGUAGCGGAAAAUCAACGCUCCUAAACUCACUAGCUGGAAGACUUCAUACACACAACCUCACCGGAACAAUUCUCGCUAACUCAUCAAAACUAGACCGAACCAUUCUCCGUCGAACCGGGUUCGUUACACAAGAUGAUAUCUUAUACCCUCAUUUGACUGUUCGGGAAACGUUAGUCUUCUGCUCCAUGCUUCGUCUCCCAAGACAACUUACUCGGGAAACGAAGGUGGCAGCAGCAGAGUCCGCGAUCGCGGAACUAGGUUUAACAAAGUGUGAAAAUACUAUCAUUGGAAACAGUUUCAUCCGCGGUGUCUCCGGUGGAGAAAGGAAGCGCGUGAGUAUAGCUCAUGAGAUGUUGGUGGAUCCAGCUCUGUUGAUACUAGAUGAGCCAACAUCUGGACUGGACUCGACGGCUGCGCACCGACUAGUCUCAACGUUGGGAUCGUUGGCAAGGAAGGGGAAGACGGUGGUGACGUCGGUGCAUCAGCCGUCGAGUCGUGUGUUCCAGAUGUUUGAUAGAGUGCUUGUGUUGUCGGAGGGAAAUUGUAUGUAUUAUGGGAAAGGAGCAGAAGCUAUGAGAUAUUUUGAGUCGGUUGGAUUCGCGCCGUCGUUUCCGGUUAAUCCGGCGGAUUUUAUGCUUGAUCUUGCUAACGGUGUUUGCCAUGUAGAUGGUGUAGGUGAAAAAGAUAGACCAAACAUAAAGCAAAAUCUAAUUAAUUCAUACAACACAGUACUUGGUCCAAAGGUAAAAUCUCUUUGCAUGGACACAACCAAUGCUUCAACCAAAGACAAUCAUCACCCUUCAAGAACCAGCUCUUCAAAAGAACGUAGAUAUAAUGACAGAGUUAACAUCUUUGAUUGGUUUUACCAAUUCAGUAUUCUUCUCCAAAGAAGUCUCAAAGAAAGAAAAUAUGAAUCUUUCAACACACUAAGAGUUUUUCAAGUUGUUGCUGCUGCUUUACUAGCUGGUUUAAUGUGGUGGCAUUCAGAUUAUAAGAACGUUCAAGAUAGGCUUGGAUUACUCUUCUUCAUUUCAAUCUUUUGGGGUGUAUUCCCAUCUUUCAACUCUGUCUUCGCGUUCCCUCAAGAACGUGCAAUCUUUGUUAAAGAAAGAGCUUCUGGCAUGUACACAUUAUCAUCCUAUUUCAUGGCUAGAAUUGUUGGUGACCUACCAAUGGAGCUUCUUCUUCCAACAAUUUUCCUCGUCAUUACAUAUUGGAUGGGUGGAUUGAAGCCUGAUUUGUUGUCUUUUCUCUUGACAUUGUUGGUUGUUCUCGGAUUCGUGCUUGUGUCGCAGGGUCUUGGACUUGCAUUAGGUGCUGCAAUAAUGGAUGCUAAACAAGCUUCCACAGUUGCAGCAGUGACAAUGCUAGCAUUUGUUUUAACAGGUGGAUACUAUGUCCAUAAGGUGCCAUCUUGUGUGGCAUGGAUCAAAUAUAUAUCCACAACAUUCUAUAGUUACAGGUUGUUAACUAGAAUUCAAUAUGGCGAUGGCAAGAAAAUUGCGAAUCUAAUCGGUUGCAAUCAUGUUGGUAGUACUAGUGAUGGUGCAAAUUGCAAAUUUCUUGAUGAAGAUGUGGUGGGUCAAAUUGGCACAAUGGGAUGCAUCGGUGUGUUGUUUUUCAUGUUUGUGUUUUACAGAUUAUUGGCUUAUCUUGCCUUGAGACGUAUCAAGAGUUGAAAUUGAAGUACUUCUUCAUUGCAUAGUUCUUUGGGAAAUUACGUACUAUGAAAACUUAAAGGUGAUGAUUUCAAUCGAAAGGGAUGAAUCAAUUUGUUUUCUUCUAGUGCAAGCAACCAUAAUGUUCUUUAAUUUCCACUAGAGUGGCUAGUUGAUUUGUGCUAACUGUAAUUGAAGAAUGAGAUAAUUUCUGUAAAGGUUUUAGAUAGGUAACAUCAAAAUUGAAGUGAAAAA